AGAAAGGUGCCCCGACGAGCUACUCGGGCAUGGGCGUCGGCGAGCGCUCGGACAAGCUGAAGGAAGGCGGCGUCUCGCUGCUCUGCGGCGACUCCAUCGCCGACUCCAUCGAUCUGUCGGGCAAGAACAAAAAGCGGCGCAACCGCACCACCUUCAGCACCUUCCAGCUGGAGGAGCUGGAGAAGGUCUUCCAGAAGACGCACUACCCGGACGUCUACGCUCGCGAGCAGCUGGCCCUGAGGACGGAGCUCACCGAGGCCCGAGUGCAGGUUUGGUUUCAGAACCGUCGAGCCAAGUGGAGAAAGCGAGAACGCUACGGGAAGAUUCAGGAGGUCCGCAACCACUUUGGCACCACCUACGAUAUUUCCCUCCUCCCCCGCCACGACGCCUACCAGGGCAACCUGUGGCCAGCGGCUUCAGGAGUCGUCGGAGGCACGUCGGCUCCCGGCUGCGUCCUUGGACCCGAAUCCUUUCCGUCCUCCUGCAUGGGAGCUUACGCUCACCCUCACAACAACCUGCAGGGCUUCAUGGGCAUCCCCUCGUCCCCCCACCACCACCACCACCAUCACCACCAGCCGCCGCACCAUCCGGCCAUCAAUGGGCUGUACUCCCUGCACGGCUUCCCCGGCGGCGCGGAGCCUGCGGAGAACGACUACAAGCCGACGGGCCUGAUGGCGCUGCGAAUGAAAGCCAAAGAUCCGGGCAGCAUUCUCUCGUGGCCGACAUGACGGCCAUGCUUGCCUGACAUCCCCCCCAGCACUUCCCCCCCGGAGCCAGAAAGUAGUCCCCACCUGCCGUGUAUAAAGCGAAUCGCCAAUAGUCGCAUGGGUUGGGGACUCAGCCCUGCCUGGAUGGCAAAUAAUGAAACGCCAAAGAGUAAUUGGCUCUAUCCACACAAAACACUUUUGAGAUCAUUUCAAACUCUUCAACAAUCAAACGCGAUGAUUGAUUUCGAAAG
This is a messenger RNA of Hippocampus zosterae (dwarf seahorse), 958 nucleotides long. RefSeq names its product ALX homeobox 3 (gene alx3). Lineage: Eukaryota; Metazoa; Chordata; Actinopteri; Syngnathiformes; Syngnathidae. The record is from RefSeq and is a predicted model, not a curated record. The transcript has 3 exons. Gene Ontology annotation, molecular function: DNA-binding transcription factor activity, RNA polymerase II-specific; RNA polymerase II transcription regulatory region sequence-specific DNA binding. Bases 30 to 728 code for a protein of 232 amino acids. Gene Ontology annotation, biological process: regulation of transcription by RNA polymerase II.